GAAGCAAAUCAUCGGAAUCAAUGGAGGAAGAGAGAGAGACGUUGGUGAUCAUCAACAACCAGCCAAAUCCAAAGUCAAAGUCAAACUACURGAUCAUCGAUGCUCUUGAAUCAAAAAGCUUUUCAUGGAUCUUCAUUGAUCAAUCUAAUCCUUGGAAAACUGCUAUUUCUGGGUUGAUCUUCUUCAUCUUCACCAUCGCCGUUCCGAUCCUUGCUCAUAUCGUCUAUCAAUGCUCAACGUGUGAUCACAGCCACCGACGCCCCUUCGAUUUGAUCGUGCAGUUGUCACUGUCGAUUUGCUCCACCGCUUCGUUCGUCAGUUUAUCGUCGUUUGCUCGGAAAUACGGUCUCCGGCGAUUCCUGUUUCUUGAUAAGUUGUCUGAUGUUAGCGUUAAAGUCCGUGAUGGAUAUUCCGAGCAUCUUCAUAGAUCAAUGAAGCUACUGUGUGCAUUCAUCGUUCCUUGUUUUCUUGCCGAUAGUGCUUACAAGAUAUGGUGGUUCAGUUCCGGUGGAAACCAAAUACCUUACAUUUACAACAUCUACUUAAGCCACACCUUGGCUUGCAUUCUGCUUUUAUCUUCUUGGUUGUAUCGGACAUCAGUCUUCUUUCUUGUUUGUGUUCUCUUCAAACUCACAUGCUCUCUUCAAAUUCUUCGGUUAGAGGAUUUUGCUAAAGUGUUUGAGAAACAAGCAGAUGUGGGGUCCAUAUUGUUGGAACACCUUAAUGUCAGAAGGAAACUUCGUAUCAUAAGCCACAGAUUUCGUUCAUUUAUUUUGUCGACUUUGAUCCUGGUUACAGCAAGUCAAUUUGCUUCUUUGCUUGUUACAACUGAGACCGGCUCACUUGUCAAUAUUUCAACUGCUGGAGAGCUUGCGCUGUGCUCCGUGACACUUGUGAGUGGUCUAUUCAUAUGCCUACGCAGUGCUGCAAAGAUUACACACAAAGCACAAUCUGUUACAAGUUUGGCAGCUAAAUGGCAUACCUGUGCCACUGUCGACUCAUUUGACAACGUGGGUCUUAGUGAAGAAACUCCAACGGCUAACACGUCAAACAGCGUUAAUUACCAUUUCAAUGCCCAUGUGGAUUCAGAUAUGGACGAAGGAGAGGAAGACGACUUGGACAAUACAAAGAUGUUUCCAAUUUAUAGGGACACAAUCUCAUACCAGAAAAGACAAGCGUUAGUGACGUAUUUCGAGAACAACAGAGCUGGGAUCACUUUGUUUGGGUUCAUGCUGGACCGAACAUCACUGCACACGAUCUUUGCGAUUGAAAUGUCGCUCACACUUUGGUUGCUCAACAAAACAAUCGGUUUCUCAUGAACAAUCAAUCGAUCUCUAGACUGCAUACCAGGUUAGUUUUUUCAAGAAAAUGCUCAAGGGGUUCAAUAUUGCUAUUCUGUAUGCUUCCAAACAUGUAAUAUAGUCUUGAUAGAGAGAUCCAUGCGUAGCAUUCUGAUUGGCCAUUGUGUAGUUCUGCAAACCACCAUAACGCCACGUCAUACUUGCAUUAUCGCCACUUGGCAUCCUACUAUCGGUCAACUCAUAAAUCAAGUUCCCACUGUGUUCUCUGCUUGGCCAUCUGGACUUCAUUGCCACUUGGCAUUGCAUAACUGAUCGUGUGAUCUGAGGUGUCGAGAUUUCUCUUGGCGCCACUUGGCAUUGCGUAACUGGUCGUGUGAUCUGAGGUGUCGAGAUUUCUCUUAAACUAUUGUGAGGCAUAUGUAUCUAGUUGAUUGUUGUAUACUUGUUUUUUGCUUGUAGUUACUUGAAUGGAUGUAAACAAAUUCAGCUAUUAAUUUAUUUGGCUACCAACGUUUGGUUUGAGAGUAAAUAAGUAAUACAAUAGUAUUCGAAAA
This is a messenger RNA of Cynara cardunculus var. scolymus (artichoke), 1855 nucleotides long. RefSeq lists its product as uncharacterized. The coding region runs from base 21 to 1319 and encodes 432 amino acids. Lineage: Eukaryota; Viridiplantae; Streptophyta; Magnoliopsida; Asterales; Asteraceae. The transcript is spliced from 4 exons. The record is from RefSeq and is a predicted model, not a curated record.